GGGGUUUUUGUGUGAAUGGAUGGGAUCCACACUCAGUCGGCAGAUUUGGCUGGAUAUUUGGGCCCAGCUCCCUCAGCAGGGAAACGCUCCAGAGCCCGAAGCACGGCCAUGGCCCCGCUCCAGGCGCUCUCUGUGCUCCCGAGGGGCCCAGCCCUGUGCCCAGCGCUCCAGCACCCGCGGCACCGGUUUCCCGCCGGGACGGCGCACAACACGCCCACAUCAAAGAUGGCGGCGGAGGCGUCACCCGCCGGGCAUAACGGGCGGGAGCCAGUCCGGGCGGAAGCGAGUUUGGGCGGAAGUGGGUCCGUCCCGAAUUGGGUCCCCCGCGGGCGGAUGCGCAGGGCCUGGCGGCGCGGCGGGAUGGAGGCCGGCGGCCACGGGCAGGAGGCCGAGGCGGGCGGCCAUGGCGGCCACAAGAAGAAACACAAGAAGCACAAGAAAAAGCACAAGAAACGGCACCACCACGAGGCCGGGCCGCCCCCGGGGCCCGAACCCCCUCGGCAGCCCCGGCUGCGGCUCCGGAUUAAGCUGGGAGGGCAGAUCCUGGGCACCAAGAGCGUCCCCACGUUCACGGUGGUCCCCGAGGGGCCGCACUCGCCGUCCCCGCUGCUGGCAGGGGACGAGGAGGAGCCCAGCGUCCCCAUCGAGCAGUACCGGGCAUGGCUGGACGAGGACAGCAACCUGGCCCCCUCCCCACUGCCCGAGCUGGACCCCGAGAGCUGCUUCCCCCCCCGUGAGGAGGGGGAGGAGGAGGAGGAGGAAGAGGAGGAGGAAGAGGAGGAGGAGGAGCGGCGCUGGCUGGCGGCCCUCGAGAGGGGGGAGCUGGAUGACAACGGCGACAUCAAGAGGGAGGUGGACGAGUCCCUGCUGACAGCCCGGCAGCGCGCGCUGCUGCACAAGCAGCAGAGCCAGCCCCUGCUGCAGCUGCCCAUGGGCGCCAAGGCCAAGGAGGUGACGGAGGAGAUGCGGGAGAAGCGGGAGGAGCGGGCGCGGCGCCGGCGGCUGCAGGCGGCCCGCAAGGCCGAGGAGAGCAAGAACCAGACCAUCGAGCGCCUGACGCGCACAAACAAGGCCAAGGUGAGGGCCCUGCGCGAGCGCCGCGCCCGGCCCCGGCCCUGCGCCGUGGUGCACUACCGCAGCGCCGCCGACGGCGUCACCGUGUCCUUCCCCGCCGGGCUGCCGCCGCCGUAC
Passer montanus (Eurasian tree sparrow) is the source of this 1191-nucleotide messenger RNA. It is a transcript of the gene INO80B, whose product is annotated as INO80 complex subunit B. Lineage: Eukaryota; Metazoa; Chordata; Aves; Passeriformes; Passeridae. The record is from RefSeq and is a predicted model, not a curated record. The transcript has 7 exons. Gene Ontology annotation, cellular component: Ino80 complex. The annotation marks the transcript as partial. Gene Ontology annotation, biological process: chromatin remodeling.